UAACCCCAUUUUUCAGAAUUCAGAAUGGGUAAGAGUAAGAAGCGGUAUAAUUGGAAAGCCCGGGAGCAGCCUGGGGGAUCGCUGGAGACCGGGGAGAUCUCUGCUUUGCAGAAAAAGAUUGAUAUUUCUGGAAUCAAGGAUAAAGAUCAGUUUCAAGGAUCUAACGUUCUCGCGCUCCCAGCUCAGAAACCGCAGUAUAAGAAAGAGAAAGAAAUUCAACCUGUUGGAAGAAUAUUGUCCAAGAAACAACGAACGCGUUUAGAGAAGAUUGUCGAUAUUAAACAGAAAAAGGCUGGGCGUGGCGAACUACUGGAGGCCCUGGCCAAGGUACAGGUUGACUCCGCCCUCCUCUCCAGCCUAGAGUCCUUGAGCUCCGCCCAGACGAAGGGCGUGAAGCGACAGCUAGUUGAAGAAGAACAAACCAUUAAGAUUAUGCAAACACAAGACAAACCCUUGCACGAGAUACAGGAUGAAAUGAAGAAGAAGAGAAAAAGGAGAAAAAUGGACCCGGAGAUGAAACCUGCCCCAACCGGAGACAACGUUCUUGGGUUCGAUACUCCCAGUGAGUCGGAGAGUGAGUCCUCUGACGACGGUAUGGAUGAUACAGAAAAAAGUCCAGAAAUAUCUUCUCCGGUAGAAUCAAAGUCAGCAAAUAUAGAAGAAAAUGAUGUUAAAGAAACGUCGAAAAUAAAAGAAAGUGUUGAAAAAAAAAUUAUAGAAAAAUCGCCAGAUUCAGAUUCAGAAAGUAAUAAGGUUGUUCCUAGUAGUUAUAAACCAGUUAGCUCCGUUGUUUUUGUUCCUGUGAACCGUACUCAAGCUAUUAUUGAUUCAAGGAAUAAACUUCCCAUAAUUGGAGAGGAACAGCAGAUUAUGGAAUGCAUUAAUAAUAACCAGGUGGUUGUGUUAUCUGGAGAGACGGGAUCCGGUAAAACAACUCAGGUCCCACAGUUUCUUUACGAAGCAGGCUAUGCUGCUGACGGUAAACUGAUUGGUAUAACAGAACCUAGAAGAGUUGCAGCAACAGCUAUGUCUACCAGGGUUGCUUUAGAAUUAGGAUUAACUGGUUCCGAGGUAUCGUAUCAGAUCAGGUUCCAGGGGAACGUGUCCCCCCAGACUAAGAUCAAGUUUAUGACGGACGGAGUCCUCCUCCGGGAGAUUGAGAAGGACUUUCUUCUCUCGAAAUAUUCUGUAAUUAUCCUUGACGAAGCUCAUGAACGCUCCGUGUUCACUGAUAUUCUCAUUGGUCUUCUUUCCAGAAUUGUGCCGCUUCGACACAAGAAAAAUAGUCCACUUAAACUUAUAAUUAUGUCUGCCACACUGAGAGUCGAGGAUUUUACCAAAAACUCACGCCUUUUCAGGAGCAUCCCGCCUGUAAUUAGCGUGGAGUCCCGUCAGUUUCCGGUAACUGUACACUUUAACAAGAAAACGCCGGAGGAUUAUCUAGCGGAGGCUUAUCGAAAGGUUUGUAAAAUACAUCGAGAGCUUCCGGAGGGUGGUAUUCUCGUCUUUCUCACCGGACAAUCGGAGGUUAACGUUCUGGUUCGGAAACUUAGACAAACCUUCCCGGGAACUUACUCCGACGAAGAGGUGAAGAAUGCGCCAAUUCAUGAGAAAAAAUCUAAAAAGAAGAAGAAGAAGGUGGAGGAGAAGAAAAUGGAGGAUUUGCCCGAACUUGAUCUAGAUAAUUAUCAGAUUCAACCUCCUGAGGACCUGGAGUGUGAGGGAGAUCUGAGCGAGGACGAAGACCUGGAUGAAGAGGACGUAGAACUUCUCUCCGGGGAAGAUUCUCAGCCUCUCCACGUCCUACCCCUGUACUCCCUACUAUCCCAGGAGAACCAGAAUCGUAUAUUUGCUCCGCCACCGGCAGGAAGUCGGCUAUGUGUAGUUUCUACAAAUAUUGCUGAAACGUCUUUAACUAUCCCUGGAGUUAAAUAUGUCGUGGAUACAGGGAAAGUAAAAACUAAGUUCUACGACAAGGUUACCGGAGUUACGACCUUUGUUGUUACCUGGACAAGUCAGGCCGCGGCAAACCAGCGCGCUGGUCGAGCAGGAAGACAAGGGGCCGGUCAUGCAUACAGAUUGUACAGUAGUGCAGUGUUCAAUAAUGAUAUGAAAGAUUUCUCUGAACCAGAAAUCCAGCAGAAACCGGCGGACGGACUUCUACUCCAGAUGAAAGCGAUGAACAUCGACAAAGUCGUGAACUUUCCCUUCCCUUCUCCACCCGACAAGGUUCAACUACGCGGAGCAGAAGAACGGUUACAACUGCUCCGACUCCUGAGUUGCCCCGCCCCCGGGCUACCCCUGCGUGAGGUUGAGAAGAUUAAGUUUACAAGUACAGUUACUCCGCUGGGUAAAGCAGUUGCUAGUUUUCCUGUAUCUCCAAGGUUUGGUAAAAUGCUAGCUCUCUCUCAUCAACACAACCUUCUCCCCCUCUCCAUAGCACUCGUCUCCCUACUUUCAGUUCAGGAAGUGUUGGUGGAGAAGGGGGUUGGUUCAGGGGGUCAGGAGAAGGCCCCUAAACAACUCAUGGAGAUAAGGAGGGAUUGGGUGGGUCAAGGAAACACCCUUAGCCUGGGAGAUCCAAUGGUUCUUCUCUACGCUCUCUGUAUCGCAGAGAGGUCCGGAGAUACUGAAGAGUUCUGUAAAAGUGUCGGGUUGAGACCUAAAGCUCUUCACGAGAUUAGAAGAUUAAGGAAACAGCUCUGUUCAGAGGUAGAGGUUGUACUUCCAGGGGUUGGACAGAUCCUUCAGCCUGGUCUUAAACCUCCAUCACAAGACGAGGCCAGACUCCUUCAACAGCUUCUCCUAGCAGGUUGUGGUGACCAGGUAGGGAGAAAGAUAAAGGAAGGAGAGGAAGGAUUUAUCAAGGGAGGAUACAAAAUAGGAGCCAUGGAGCAACCAGCCUUCAUCCACUCUUCAUCCGUCCUCAAGAAGAAGUCUCCGGAUUGGAUCGUUUACCAGGAGGUUUUCGAGACGGAUAAAGUGUAUCUACGGUGUGUGACGGAGAUCCAACCUGAGUGGUUAGCUAAAUAUAUUCCAGGUUUAUGCAACCUAGGAGCUCCUAUAGAGGAUCCUGAACCUAGAUAUUGUUCUAGUUCAGGAACUAUCAGAGCUUCAUUUAGAGGAACCUUUGGACCCGGUUCCUUCCCCCUACCUAGAGUAGAACUAGAACUCCAGUCUGGGAUUCAGAAAUACAAAUUUUUGGCUAAAUUUCUUCUGGAGGGAAAGAUUGCUCCGUCCCUGGAGAAGUACGUGUCCAACCUUCUCUCCAACCCUGUGAUCAUGACAAAGUCCUGGUCCAACCUUCAGCCCAGAACAGAGAUCAUCCUCAAGGCGCUUAACUCAGCUAAAGUAGAAUCGGCCAAAGAUCUGAAGAAGGUUUGGGAAUCAAAUAAAUCCUUUCUACUUCCGGCCUAUUUAUCCUGGCUUCCGGAAGUAUUACACGAGGAGAUUAAAUCAAUAUGGCCGCCAAGUUUACCAUAAUUUUUUUUUCUAAAUUUUCAGA
Messenger RNA from Eurytemora carolleeae, 3505 nucleotides. RefSeq names its product probable ATP-dependent RNA helicase kurz (gene kz). NCBI's taxonomy places the organism in Eukaryota, Metazoa, Arthropoda, Copepoda, Calanoida, Temoridae. The transcript is spliced from 16 exons. The record is from RefSeq and is a predicted model, not a curated record. Bases 25 to 3483 code for a protein of 1152 amino acids. Gene Ontology annotation, molecular function: ATP binding; RNA binding. Gene Ontology annotation, biological process: maturation of SSU-rRNA from tricistronic rRNA transcript (SSU-rRNA, 5.8S rRNA, LSU-rRNA). Gene Ontology annotation, cellular component: nucleolus; intracellular anatomical structure.